UCUCUAUGUCAUCCACUAAAGUAAAAGAAUAGUAUAAAAAAAGUUUAUACUAUUCUUUUUCUUUUUCUUUUUCUUGAGAGGUAAUGGGCACAAUUCCACAGUCAUUUAAAGGAGAAUUGUUUAUUGCUUUUCCUCUGUUCGCAGCAGAAAUAAAGAGAAUUUAGUCAGUGAUUAAUGUGAAUAUUUCUGACAACGAGGAAUCUACUGUCUUGUGUAAACAGCCCAUCUCAUAAAAAUUCAAUCUUUACCAGAACUACAAACUAUUGUGCCUGUGGAAACAGCCCAUCUCAUAAAAAUUCAAUCUUUACCAGAAUUACACUACUGUGUGUGUGUGUGUGAGAGAGAGAGAGAGAGGAGAGAUGAAGGAGCUGUUUGGAAGCCCAGGGAGAAAAAGUGGGCUGAUGUUAAGGGUUGGACAGUGUGUGUUUGCAGCUGCUUCAAUUGGGGUUAUGGCCUCUGCUACUGCCUUCUCUACUAUUACUGCAUUUUGUUACUUAAUUGCAUCAAUGGGGCUUCAGGUUUUGUGGAGCUUCGGACUUGCCUGCCUCGACGUGCAUGCUUUAAGGUCGAACAAGGAUCUCUACAACCACAUUCUCGUCAGCCUGUUUGUCGUUGGUGACUGGGCCUCAGUUCACAUAAAAGGCGACUCCUCGUGUGAAAUCAUACGUAGGAUUUCAUCGUCUAUCAAGAUACUGAGACGGGUUGGAAAUUUCUUGAACAAACUACCUAAACAGACUUGAUUCUUGGAUCCUCCAAGCAUAUCUAUCCAUAUAUAGGAAGUGUGACAUUGCUCAUUGCUUUUGCGAUAAAUAAUUUGCAGGUGACUGCUACGCUGUCCCUGGCUGCUGCAUGCUCGUCUGCAGGCGUGAUCGUUCUGUUCACGAGAGAUACGAGCAUCUGCAGAGUGGAGACCAAAUUCUCCUGUGGCAUGUUUCAGAUAUCCAUUGCUUUUGCUUUUGCUUCUUGGUUUCUUGUUUCCAUAUCUUCCUGCAUCAUGUUUUGGCUGGUGGCAUCUAUGUAGAUUUAGACCAUCUUUUUUGUGCAUUGCUCCAACUCACUUUGUACAUAUUGUUCAUUCUUCAUUACUAUCUAUCUACCCUAAAAUCUUCAAUACUUCGUCUGUCCUUCAAAUGUAUGCAGAGAUUUUUUUUUAUACGAGUUUCAAUAAAAAGUUGUUGAGUGCA
Messenger RNA from Salvia miltiorrhiza (redroot sage), 1184 nucleotides. Its product is annotated as CASP-like protein 5B2. The record is from RefSeq and is a predicted model, not a curated record. The coding region runs from base 360 to 740 and encodes 126 amino acids. Lineage: Eukaryota; Viridiplantae; Streptophyta; Magnoliopsida; Lamiales; Lamiaceae. The transcript is spliced from 3 exons. Gene Ontology annotation, cellular component: membrane.